This is a messenger RNA of Lytechinus variegatus (green sea urchin), 5038 nucleotides long. Its product is annotated as calcyphosin-like protein. The record is from RefSeq and is a predicted model, not a curated record. The transcript is spliced from 5 exons. Lineage: Eukaryota; Metazoa; Echinodermata; Echinoidea; Temnopleuroida; Toxopneustidae. Gene Ontology annotation, molecular function: calcium ion binding. Bases 93 to 668 code for a protein of 191 amino acids.
UGUGUACUCGAUUUUUAUUUGAUAUUGUGUUUUGGUCUUGAGGCUACUUCGAGUUCGAGUUCUCUCUAUAUCACCUCCAAAAACUGAAAGAAAUGGCUGUUAACGGAAAUGAUGCAGUUCAAAAGAUGAGGGAUACUUUGUUGAAAAGAGGAGCUUCUACAAUCAAGUCGUUGGGAAGGACUUUCCGAAUCAUGGAUGAUGAUGGCAACAGAUCAAUUUCCCUAGAGGAAUUCAAGAAGGGUUUUACUGAUUAUCAGUGUGGGUUGUCAGAUGAAGAGUACAAAGCAAUCUUUCAAAUGUUUGACAAGGAUGGGAGUGGCUCUCUUAGCUUCGAUGAAUUUCUCGUACAUCUGAGACCACCCAUGAAUCAAAGUCGGGUAAAUAUUGUUGAAAAAGCAUUCAAGAAAGCGGACAAGACUGGUGACGGGGUUCUAACAGUGGCCGAUCUAAAGGGUGUAUACAAUGUUAAAGAGCAUCCCAAGUAUAAGAAUGGAGAAUGGACUGAGCAACAAUGCUUUGAAUCAUUUCUGAAAACGUUUGAUGAGGCAGAUGAUCCAAAUGUAAAGGUGACUAUGGAAGAAUUUCUCAAUUACUACAGUGCUGUGAGUGCAAGCAUUGAUAAUGAUGGCUACUUUGACUUGAUGAUGAGAAAUGCAUGGAAAAUGUAGAGCUUCAGGUCAAAGGUCAGCCAGCAUCAUACUUAUCAAGAUUCCAUGACUACUCCCAAGAUAUCACCAGCGGAUCAGCCAAGCCAGUAUAUGCAGUGAUCAUCGACAAGUCUCACCGUCAUAGACUUCAUCCAGCCAAUAAUUUUUUUUCAUUCUAGAAACAAAUAUUUUGCAAUUAUAUUUUAUAGUUUAAAGUAAAGUAUGGUUCCGUUCAAGUGAUUUUUCAUUAGGUCAUUUGGGUGUAAAAAGAUUGUAACAUGAUCGCUGAGAAAGGUGCAUUUUGAAAGGUAUUUCUCUACAGCCAUUGAAGUGAAUAUUAUCUGAACACAACAUAGAUCUCAAAUAUACAUGUAUCUACAUGUACAUGUAUGACAGGCUUUUCUGAGGUUUGCGCUUAAUUGCAGUACUCAAACCCGGCCUUUACUUCUUUGGUCAAACUAGUGAAACCACAGGUAUACAUUACCAUGUGGCACUAAGGAAGAUUCGGUUUAAAACAGAUUCAACAAUUUUGGCAGUAUGAGGAAAGAUGUUUAAUAUUUGAUUUGUGAUUUUUUAAGCUUAGGAAGGAUGCAUCCUUAAUGACAUUCCGCUGGUGGUGUAUUGAUAUGAUUAUGAGUAUGAUAUUGGUGAUGCUUAAUAUCGUAAAAACACACAAAAUUGAACUAAGUGAUAUUCCUUAUCUUUUCACUGAAUUAGUGAUAUACAGUGUAUUGUAGUUAAAAGUUUGUUUGGUGUGUGAAGUGGAGGGUAUGUAAUGUUUCAUGGUAUAAAGGUUCUUCUAUCAAGGCGAUUUGCUACCUUGGAUGCACUUGUAGUUCAAAACUAUUGAAUGUUAUGUAAUAUGUAACCUCCAUGGGGGACAGUGGUCCAUUUUGCAUUGGAAAGUUAAUUCAUUAGAACUAUUGUAGUAUCAAAAUGAAGAGUUUACGACACCCCUUCAGACUGGGAAUUUAAUACAGGUUUUUAUUCAUGGAUUGGUGUAAUUCCAUCUUUCACACUGAAAAAAGUCUACCCAGAUCACUUCAUGGGUGGAUAUAAUGUACCCUUUCACAUUUUAAAGUUAAGUCCAGUUCACCCCAUAAUUAUUUUAGUCCAACUAUACCUAAUAUGUGAAAUAUGAAGGUAAUUGAAGGUCAAUGAAAAAAUACCUUUGCAAUUAAUUGUUUGAUGUAGUUUUAAAACACAAUUUUCAGUUUACUAUUCUGAUCAACCAUCCAUAUUACACACACUCUUGUACCUACAUGUACAGUGUACAUGAAGCUUGAUAUAGAUAGAGUUUUGUGAGGGAAUUAAUCCCCUCAUCAAUCCUGUGGCCACACCUUCACUAAUCCCUAAGUCAGUACUUUGCAAGCAUUUUCUGACCUUUUCAUUGAAAACAAAAAAUAGUUUAAUAUACCACUUGACCGCUAUUUAUGACCAUUGAAGCAUUAUCCUUCAAUACACUAGAAAACAAAAGCUAGCUUGGCACACCCUUAAUACUUACUGGUCAUGGAGUUUGAUGGGUCAAUACAUAUUGAUUUUAAAGUGCAUUUUCAAUCAUGAAAGGGACUUCCUGCCAGUAGAAUAAUCAAUUGCCAUUUUGUUUCGGGAUUAACCCCAUAAUCCCCAAAUUUGAAGCAAGCUAGAUGACUCCUCUGUAAAAGACUAUUGGAAUUCCACAUUCAAAUUGUCUAUGGGCUAUUUCAUAGGAUUAAAUCCUUCACUGAUUGAGGAUUCUGGGGUUCAAACGCAUGACUGAUCACAUGACUGCAUGGUUUUCACAAUUGGUAGUAUGCAACACAAAGCUUUUUGUUAUUUGUAGGAACCUCUACAGAUUAAUCUUUGUUGGUGAUCUGAGGGUAGGAGGUGAUUUAACAAGCUGGAGGUAAAAUAUGGGCCCUGUUUCAUGAAAGACCUAUGUAGUAACUUUGCCAUUAUGGUAACUGCCAUGGAAAUCUUCAAUUUGAUUGGCUGUUAUGGCUUGUUACCAUGGUAGUUGCCAUAAUGGUAAGUUAUUUGUGAAACAUACCCCUGCCUUUAAAGUGAAUGUUGCUCUCACGGAUCUGGCUUGUUGAGUAGCAAGUGGAUGUUCCAUAUUAAAAGCCGUUCAUAAGUUAUGACGACUUUUUGUACGACUGUUGACCCUCUCUUAGGAACUAAAUAACACCUUUUCAAAAAUUUGGUGUAUUUCAUUAAUACCACAAAGAAAUGGUUACCAGUCGUUUGUAAAGUUGCUUGUGACUUCCAAACAGCCUAAUGAAACACCCACCUGGUAUCAUAACUCAUUCCACUUGUUAUUUCAUGAUCACUAUUUGGUGUCUUGUUCAAACUGUAUGGUGUAUUGUAACACCAUUAGGGUACAGUAUGUUCCUCUCAGAACACCUUAUUUUUAUUUUAACACUUGUGUUAUUUUAACACUCGUGUUAUUUUAACACUUAAGUCUAUACACUCUACUGUUCAAUGCGUUGAAAUAAACAAAAUAUUUCAUAAUUGGGCAUUGUCACUCAUGGAGGUUACUGAUGUGUGUUGUAUAAAUAUUUUACCGUUAUAUGCAGUUUGAUUCAUAGAUUACUAUGGUUUAAGCAUGGAGCAGCUCCAUGGUGUACCGUAAUUAGUAAAAGAAACAGUGUAAAACAUGUACUACUAUAUGCAUGUGUUUGGCACAUGAUGUAUAAUUUGGAUACUGUGUUCACAAGUUUUGUAUGUUAGCUACAUGUAUCAACUGAUCAAUUGAUUAAGCACGGAGAAUUAAAGAUCCAUUAUAUAACACAAAGGGAUCAUUAUGGUGAGCAAAUUGAUAUUAAAAAUAAUUAUACAUAAAGUCUGAUUUGCACUCUCCUAUUUGCCACAUUAAGAUGUAAGAAUAUUGCAUCUUAUCAUUGGUGCUUCUAGUACUUUAACUUUAAUAAUGUCGAGUCCUAUGCGCAAGAUAACUUGGGAUCAUAAUGUCAAUGAGAAAUAUGUAAUGCUAAAAAUUAAAUCAUAUUUAAUUACAUGUAAGUUUGUUAAGGAAUUUCUCAUACUUGACAUUGUGAAUAACACUGGAGAGUAAAGUCUUGCCCUAAUUCUUGUUUGCCAGUGAAUUUAUGACCGACAUGUAUCAGAGGCAAGGGUAACAGGAAUGAACAAACCAGAGAGUUUUCAUAUAGCUAUUGUAAGCGCUGUACCCAUGGCUGGAACAUAUUCAUGGAUGCUAAUUGCAAUGUUGAAUCAUUUUGAUCUCAUCAACUUGGGUUAAAACAUGUCCGGAGACAGUUAAAACAGGUCAAACUCGACAAAUUAUUUAACUGUACAUAACCAGCUUCCAGUGUAGUUUGGUUUUGAUAAAGAUAAAUUACUUGGGUAUGUCACUAUGGAUUCAUGAAGAAGUUCAUCCCGUCAUCAAGUUGGUCUUGAUGAAAAGCAGAAAAAUUGAGAGAAACACAUUAAUGAAGUUUGAAAAAAAUAACACAUUGACAUUGUGGAUUUCCAUAGAGUUAUGAUUGUUUGGAUCAAUUGUAACUCUUUGUAAGACGGGGCCUUGAUGUCACACUACUGUAUAUUGCAGUUUUUAUUUCUUGAUUAUUUUAUUCCUUGAUCGAUGCCUGACAAAACUUCAUUACUAUGAUUCUAUUAUUUUCUCUUUUCCUCAAAGCCAACGUGAUGUCCAUUCAAACGUCCCCUUUUGUACAUUGUGAGUAUAAGUUUUGUUAUAAAUCUUUAAAGUAAAUGUUUAUUUUAUUCAUUAAAUUUGUUCUUUUUGAGAGCCAUGGUGAUGGGCAUGGUUAAUUUCAGAGUAUACAAAUGGAAUGAAGUACUAUUGUGGUUCGAUAUUUGUAUAUCUCUUGUAGCCAUCUCUUCAUUUUUGGACAGGGGACCAAAUGUUUAACAGGGUACACUGUACAUUUUGAUAAUGUGUGGACAUUUGAUACCAUUGAUGAACACAUUCCUGAUGACAAAGUUUGAUGUUCUACUUUUUCAAGCCUCAACAGGGAUGAAUUUGUUAGUCUAAAGGCUAACUCCUUUAUCACUGGUUUUUCUUCGCUUUAGCAGUAAGGUAAUUUUAUACAAUUUGUGCUUCCUGCUUUACAGCCAGCGGCAGACGGAACCCAUCAUUCAUCAUUAUUUGGGCAUUGUUAGGGUGACCCACCCCUUUUUACAGUAUAUAGCUGUAGCAAAUGCAAUUUGCCAUCAUUGCAAAGGUACAUUUACUGAGGGUGCUUUAUCAAAGUGAUAGUCUUCGGUUUUUGUUGUCGCUAUGUCGGUAUCUGCUUGUUAGAAUCUUCCACCACCCAAAGAUGAAAUAGCUGGUAAUGGGAAUUUUGAACUCAGUAGAUUAGGGGUCAUGUAGAUCAGCGCUUCUCAAUCAGUGGGCCGCAAAGCUCUCUCAGGUUGGACACGAGAAGCUCCAG